Molecule: messenger RNA, 2904 nt
Organism: Telopea speciosissima
Lineage: Eukaryota; Viridiplantae; Streptophyta; Magnoliopsida; Proteales; Proteaceae
Product: putative disease resistance protein RGA1
Exons: 2
Coding region: 1-2904 (967 amino acids)
Biological process (GO): defense response to other organism
Molecular function (GO): ADP binding
Source: RefSeq, a predicted model, not a curated record
AUGGCUGAAGCAAAAUUAGUGGUCAGUGGUGUGGGUGAGAUCCUGAAGCUGGUGAUCUCCAUGGCAACCGAGGAGAUUGGGCUUGUGUGGCAUGUCAAGGAAGAACUGAACAAGUUAAUACGCACUGUGACUGCCAUCCAAGCAUUACUACUGGAUGCUGAAAAACAACAAGAAGAAAAGGAGACUGUGAGACUUUUCUUGAGAAGGCUUAAAGAUGUUGCUUAUGCUGCUGAAGACGUUUUGGAUGAAUUCGGUUACCAAACCUCAAGACUGAAGGCGAAAAACAGCAAGGUUAGCAAUUUCUUGCACUCAAUUUCAGUUCCUUUUAAGUCAAAGAUGGCUCACAAGAUCCAGAAUAUAAACAAGGAGUUUGAUGAAAUUAAAAGUUACAUGGAUUCAUUCAGUUUUGCAAGUGCUUCUAUACUACCCACAAAUCUUCUUCAAAAUAGAAAGACCACUAUGCCCAUAGAGACAUUCUCUUUUGUAGAUGAGUCUGAGGUUGUAGGAAGGGAUGUUGACAAGUCAGAGAUAGUAAGCAUGUUAACUAGCACUGACAAUCAAGAUAUUAUUCUGUCGGUCCUCUCCAUAGUUGGAAUGGGAGGGCUUGGAAAGACCACUCUUGCUAAACUUGUCUACAAUGAUGGUCUUGUUGUCAACUAUUUUGAUAAAAGAAUUUGGGUCCAUGUCUCUAAAGAUUUUGAUUCCAAGAAAAUAUUGACAAACAUCUUAGAAUCUGUUACCAAUGGACCAUGCCAAUUUUCAUCUAUUGAUGUGAUACAGAGGAAUCUCAGAGAUGCGUUGAGUGAGAAGCGGUUUUUACUUGUACUGGAUGAUGUUUGGAAUGAUGAUAGUGAACAAUGGGAUAUGCUUAAGACUUCAUUAAAAAUUGGUGCGAGAGGUAGCAAAAUCAUUGCUACUACUCGCAUUGUUGAAGUUGCAUCAAUGAUAGGCACAUUUGCUUCACACCACCUUAAAAACUUAUCGGAAGAUAAUUGUUGGUCCAUUCUCAAGAAUAAAGCUUUUGGGAAUGGAGGGGUUGAAGAGACUCCAAAAAUGGUGGCAAUAGGGAAAGAAAUUCUGAAAAAGUGUAGAGGAGUGCCAUUAGCCGCGAAAUCACUAGGAGGCUUAAUGCAUAUCAAGAAAGACGAACAAGAGUGGUUAUCAAUAAAGAAUAGUGAGAUCUGGGCUUUACCUAUGGAUAAAGAUGGAAUCCUUCCUGCACUAAAAUUGAGCUAUGAUCACUUGCCAUCACCUUUGAAACAAUGUUUCUUAUAUUGUUCGAUAUUUCCAAAGGGUGCUUAUAUCUUCAAAAAGCAUCUAACCCAACAAUGGAUGGCACUGGGGUUCCUCCAACCAUCCAUAGGGGGUAGGCCAAUGGAAGAUAUUGGAAAUGAUUAUGUCAACUAUUUGUUGUGCAAUUCAUUCUUUCAAGACACUGAGAAAGAUAAGAUUGGUGAGAUAGAGAAGUUCAAGAUGCAUGAUCUUGUUUUUGAUCUGGCAGAUUCUCUUUCAAGGUUUGACAAUGUAGUUGUUGGGGUUGCAGAGUUAAAAAACAACUCUGAUGUUCUUCAUUUGAGAUUAUUGUAUAUGGGUGGGGAUAUAAAAAAGAUUCAAGAAGGCUUAUGUACGGCAAGAAAUUUGCGGUCGUUGCAUUUGGAAUGCAUGGGAACUAGAACUUCCAUUUGCAGCAAUGUCCUUGAUAUUCUGUUCAAAAAAUUCAAACAUUUACGUGUUCUACAUUUACGUAAUUGUGGAAUUAAAGAGUUACCAUCCUCCAUUAAGAAGUUGAAACACUUAAGGUACUUUAACCUCAGGGGCAAUCCAAUUGAAGCAUUACCUGUAUUUAUCACCAGCCUUUACAAUCUGCAGACAUUGGACCUUUCAUAUUGUUUUGUAAAAGAGCUUCCUCCAAAUAUGAGAAAAAUGGUAAACUUGAGGCAACUUAUGGUUUAUCAAGAAGAUGAAGAUGGGUUAUGUUUGAUUAGUCAAAUGCCAAUUGAGAUGGGAAGACUAAUCUGCCUUAAUGAAUUAUGGACAUUUGUUGUGGACCAAAAAAGGGGGCAGCGUAUCAAAGAGUUGCAACACCUGGACCUUGGAGGAUGUUUAAAUAUCUACAAUCUUGAGAAUGUGAGAAGCAGAGAGGAAGCAGAGAAGGCAAAUUUAAUGGGAAAAGAAAAGCUUGUUGCGUUGCAGAUAUCUUGGGGAAGUCGUGGUAAUUGGGAUGGUGAUCAUGAUAGUAGUAGUUCUUCUAUGUUAAUGGGAAAUGAGGAUAAAAAAACUACCGUUGUUGAAGAAGAUGAUCAUGUACUACAAGGUCUUCGACCUCAUUCGAAUCUGAAACAACUAGUAAUCAGAAACUUUGGAGGUGAAAAUUUACCUGGAUGGAUGAUGAGUACUGGAUGUGAGUUCUUUCUCCCUAAUUUGGUGAAACUCUAUCUACAAAACUGCGAGCGAUUGGAGCGUGUCCCCUCACUUGGACUGCUACCAUCUCUUAAAGUUCUUCAUAUAAAGGGAGUGAAAAGGGUGAAGAGUCUUGGAAGUGAGUCGUAUCAUGGUGGGGAUGGCCGUAGCAAUGGAAGAGCUACAACAUUAUUCCCUUCAUUGGAAGAACUUUCCCUAGGACAGUUGCGUAGCUUAGAAGAAUGGAGGGAACCAGCAGCAACACAACAAGAAGGCUUAUUAUCAUUAGAUUGCCCUAAUUCCUUCCCUCGCCUUGAGAAGAUAUUUGUAGAAGAUUGCCCCAAGUUGGUGACCAUGCCCAGUUGGUUUCCUUCUCUUGAAAUACUCCAAAUCAUAAGAAGUAAUGGCAUCUUGCUAAGAAAUGCCCCAACCUUGAAGCAAUUAUUACGCCCCCAAGUGAUGAGGAUGAGGAUGAGGAUGAUCAUGAGGGUGUGCAAGAAGUAG